This is a messenger RNA of Fusarium redolens, 1245 nucleotides long. Its product is annotated as CHAT domain-containing protein. NCBI's taxonomy places the organism in Eukaryota, Fungi, Ascomycota, Sordariomycetes, Hypocreales, Nectriaceae. The transcript has a single exon. The record is from RefSeq and is a predicted model, not a curated record. Bases 1 to 1245 code for a protein of 414 amino acids.
AUGCCUGACAGAAUUCAUACCGUACCAUUAGUCGACUUGAGCCGAGCCAGUAUCGAACAAAAAGUCUUGACUGGAGAAAGAGGGAGCCCUGAUGUUCUCGAAUGGCUCUGGGAUACUAUCGUCUGCCCUGUAUUGGAUAGGAUUGGAUUUUCAGAGACUCCGACAGGUGAUAACUGGCCGCAGGUAUGGUGGAUUCCUACUGGUAUUCUAAAACAGUUCCCAUUACAUGCGGCUGGAUGUCAUCGAAAGAAGACAAACGAAUCAACGCUUGAUAGGGUUGUUUCAUCGUAUGCUUCUUCUGUAAAGGCUAUGAUCCAAGCUCGAAAACGACGAAUGUCGACGAGAGAAACAAACAAGGCGGUGCUUGUGGCUAUGGAGACUACACCAACACUUUCCCGUUUGGCAUUUGCGAACCAGGAACUAGAAGUAGUCAAAGAUGUUUGCUCAUCGAUUGGGCUGGAGGGUGUUGAGCCUGAGCGACGAAAGGCGGCGCUCAUCGACCAACUUCGCCAGUGCAAGUUCUUUCAUUUCGCAGGCCAUGGAUGCACUGACCCCCAAGACCCUCUGAGGAGCUACUUGUGUCUUGAAGAUGUGGUGACGAAUCCGUUGAGGGUCGGAGGUCUACUGGACUUGAAUCUGAAAGAUCAACCACCUUUCCUAGCUUACUUGUCAGCAUGUGGGACGGGUCGUAUUCAACAGGAGCAAUUUAUGGAUGAGAGUGUUCAUCUCAUCAGCGCAUUCCAGCUUGCAGGCUUCCAGCACGUUAUUGGAACUUUGUGGGAAGUCAAUGACAAGGUUUGCGUUGAUAUAGCCAAGGUAGCGUAUGAGGGCAUUAGGGAUGGACAGAUGACAGAUCUAUCAGUGGCCUGGGGGUUGCAUGAAGCUAGUCGCCAGUUGAGGGACAAGUGGCUGGAGAAGAUGGACCAAGAAGGGCACAGAAGAGGGGACAGUGAUAAUAUUCUCAACAGCUUGAUCAUUAGAGAGCCUGCGGUCCAUGGAAUUAGGUGGGAGACAAGACGAAUUCGGAGGAGGGUACAGAGCAAAGGCAUGUCGAUCUCUUUGGGGACAAGGUGGAGGAGAGUUGCCACCAAGGCUUCUAGAAGUAUACGGGUAAGUUCGGGCCUCAUGUCCGGGAUUACGACAAGAGGUCAGAGAUGGUCUAGGGAGGCUUCUUUAGCUAUCCUUCUCAGACAUAAGAUCGAACCUUCACCGGCCUGGGUCCCGUUUAUUCACUAUGGUAUCUAG